AUUGGAAACAACCUCUUUCUGUGGGUGUUAGUGAACCGAGGUUUAUUGGAAAUAACUCUCUACUUUGUGGGUGUGGGUGGCCCUAGGGUUAUUGAAAACCACCUCUCUACUUAGUAAGGUGCAUUAAAAAGCCUGUGACGAGGAUGGUUUCUGAAGCAUCAGGUAAAUGGGGGGCAGCAGCAACGGAUUACGGCCAUCUUGUCUUAUUGCGUUUCUAUCCCGACAGAUGUAAUGUCAGGGUGUUUUUAAAGAAGAAGCACGCUAUCACCAGCUUUAUAUUUCAUCCUCAUCGGGUGCAGUUAUUCUGCGGUGAUGAUGAUGGUUCAGUAAGUGUAUUUGAUGUGGUGGAUCUGUCAGAGGCGUCUUUCAUCGAAAAACUAGAGAUUCAUCGAUUAACCAUCACUUCCAUGGCAAUAUCCGCUGAUGGAUGGACGUUGAUCACUGCAGGGAAAGACAAGGUUGUAAAAUUGCAUGACUUGCAUGACUACAAAUGCCUGAAAACCAUAUCACCACAUGAGUCAAUUGAAGCUGUGUGUAUAAUUGAUCCAGAGUCUCCUUUUGUUGCAUGCCUAGCUUCAUCAGAACACCCGCAGGAAGUACCAUCAACUAAGUUCAUCACUGUUGGUAAACUCGGGUUGGUACAGAUGUGGAGUUCGGAGAGGGACACUUGUGCUUUUGAGCAGAGAAUUUCCGAUAUCCCCAUCAGCUCUAACGAUGAAGAGGUUAACAGAAAAAUAUUUGACGAUAAAGACUCCACCAGCUCUGAUGAUGAACAUUCAAAGAGGGGCUUUAUAUCUGCUUUACUUUUGCCCGAAAGUCAAGAUCUACUUUGUAUUACAGCAGACGGGCAAUUUUUUCUUUACUAUCCGGUGAAAUCUAAUGGUGGUACGAGUCUAUCUCUUAAGAAGAGGCUUGUAAGGCACCCCACCAGGAUUUUAGAUAUGAAAUUUUUGGGUGACGAUGACCAUUAUCUUUCCGCAGCAACAAGUGUAAUGCAGGUACGAGUGUACGAUGUUAAAUCAAUGUCGUGUGUGAAUAUAUUGCCUGGGCCGGUGGACAAUGUUCUAUGUCUUGAUACUUGUAUACACAGUUCUGGACGAGAACUCAUUGUCACAGGAAGCAACAACAACAACAACAACGUCGGGGUGUGGGAUUUCAGUAGCGAUGCCUGUGUUGCCGUAGGUUUACGUCACACGCGAGCUGUUCGUGCUGUUGCUUUCUCAAAGAAAAAAAGGAAUUUUUUCGUGAGUGGUGGAAGUGACCGUACUUUAAAGGUAUGGAAUGUGAAUGAUGAUGUCUUCGACAACAAUGGAGAACUUACAUUUCUGGAACCAGCAAAAGAUGUAAAAACAACACAUAGAGAGGAUAUUCUUGUUUUAGCAGUAGCACCAGAUGAUGAUCUUGUUUGCAGCGGUUCACAGGAUCGCACUGCCCGCAUUUGGACACUUCCACACCUAGACUUAGUGGGUGAACUGAAACUAGGUCUUUCCAAAGGCCACAAGAUACAGUCUUUGGAGUUUUCUCCUGUUGAUAAACUCGUGCUAACAGCUUGUAGUGAUGGGACGAUACGCAUAAAUUCCAUACCUAGUGGACAAGGUCUAGUGUCAUAUCGACACGAUGGUAUGCUGAAAGCUUAUUUUCUGAGUGGUGGAACCCAAUGUAUUUCCUGGGGUUUACAUAUGAUAAAAUUGUGGACAAUUAGAUCCGAUGAGGAUUUAGAUCUCUACUUGGACUCUACCGCAAUAUAUAGCAAUGAACAUGCUAUGGAAAGCCGGGCACUGGGGUGUACACUUGCUAUUGGUAAGAAAACGGAAAUUCUUGCAACUGGCGAUUCUGAUGGGAAGAUCACUUUGUGGCGUGCCUCAAUUUCAGAUAAAGAGGUCGAAAGCCAUAGACGGGAUCAAAGCUUUUUUAAUGGGGAACUUUGUGAGGAUCCAACGAUGAGAGCUAUAGCCGAAGCCAAAGAGAGCUUCUUAUCAAAAAAGCGAAAAUCAUCGAAAAAGAGAAAAUCAGGAGAUCUGAAGUGAAUAGGCCGCUGAAUGGUAGGUCCAAGUAAUUCCACGAGGGAUAUGCAAUGAAGGAAUUUUAAAUACCAGAUUCAAGUGACUUGUAAUUUUGUAUGGGAAACCAGCAUAAACUGUAGUUGACUGGGUUGCUGUUGAUGAACAAUUUUGGUACAAGGUGAA
This is a messenger RNA of Capsicum annuum, 2186 nucleotides long. RefSeq names its product transducin beta-like protein 3. Gene Ontology annotation, molecular function: protein binding; U3 snoRNA binding. The record is from RefSeq and is a predicted model, not a curated record. Bases 144 to 2027 code for a protein of 627 amino acids. Gene Ontology annotation, biological process: endonucleolytic cleavage in 5'-ETS of tricistronic rRNA transcript (SSU-rRNA, 5.8S rRNA, LSU-rRNA); endonucleolytic cleavage to generate mature 5'-end of SSU-rRNA from (SSU-rRNA, 5.8S rRNA, LSU-rRNA). Gene Ontology annotation, cellular component: nucleolus; 90S preribosome. NCBI's taxonomy places the organism in Eukaryota, Viridiplantae, Streptophyta, Magnoliopsida, Solanales, Solanaceae. The transcript has 12 exons.